This is a messenger RNA of Hevea brasiliensis (rubber tree), 2559 nucleotides long. Its product is annotated as ferric reduction oxidase 7, chloroplastic. The transcript is spliced from 9 exons. The record is from RefSeq and is a predicted model, not a curated record. Gene Ontology annotation, cellular component: plasma membrane. NCBI's taxonomy places the organism in Eukaryota, Viridiplantae, Streptophyta, Magnoliopsida, Malpighiales, Euphorbiaceae. Gene Ontology annotation, molecular function: oxidoreductase activity. Bases 131 to 2341 code for a protein of 736 amino acids.
UUCUGUAUUAUUGUUCGUGUGCAAUUGAUUUGAUGCACAGAUAGUGUUUUGACUUUCAGGUUAACCAACUUGGUACCUAUUUCCUCUUAUAUUUUGUCUUUAGAGUUUAGAGCUUCGUAUCCCAAGUGCCAUGGAUGAGCAGUUUGAAGCUCAGCAACUUCUCCUUUCAAACGGAAACGUUGAAGCCACUUCUUUUAGGGAGAAAACACCCUUUUUUAGUUCACUUAUCAAAUGGCUUCUCAACAUAGUAAUGUGGGCAACUCUCAUUGUAUGGGUUGCUGUCGUUUUCAUGUAUCCACUAGAGUCAGUUCAGACAUAUCUUGGAACGAUGACUGAAGCCACGGCUGAUUCUUUUCUUGGCUUUACAGGAAGUGUAUUUCUGAUAUUCAGUGGCCCUGUCAUUAUUAUUUCAGUACUUUCUGCGUUGUACCUUAUUCUUACCUCAGGGGAAGACAAGAUUCAAGAGAAAGAGAGAAGAAAAGGAGCAAGUUACCGGCUGCGGACGUUCCCCGUUAUAGUGGAUGGGCCUUUUGGUAUAGUUUCAGCUGGAGAAUUAAUUGUGAUUCUUCUGUUUGUUGUGUAUAUCACGUGGGUUGCUGGUGUUUAUGCCGUCCAGAAACUUAGCGUUAUUUUUCAUAAUUCGGAUUAUACCAUUGACGACAAAUGGUCAUGGACGUUUCGAAUGUCGGCGCGUGGGUUUGGAUUGGCUGGAAUGUUCUGCUUAUCCUUUAUGUUUAUUCCGGUGGCGAGAGGCUCACUUCUCCUUCGGCUUGUAAACGUUCCUUUUCAUCACGGUAUCAGAUACCACAUGUGGUUGGGUCAUCUCUGUAUGAUUCUCUUCAGUUUCCAUGGAUUCUUAUACCUAAUUGGAUGGAUCAUGGCCGGAGAAAUUCCUUCAGAACUAAUAGCAUGGGAACCUACAGAUGGUGCCAAUCUUGCAGGAAUAAUCAACAUUUUCUUUGGUUGGUCAAUUUGGAUAACGUCAAUACCUUUUGUGAGAGCGAAGAAUUUUGAGCUUUUCUACUACACUCAUCACCUAUACAUCAUCUUCAUUAUCUUCUUGGCUAUGCAUGUUGGCAACUUUUUCUUUUGCAUUCCUGCUGGAGCAAUAUUUCUUUUCAUCAUCGAUCGUUUUAUCAGAUUCUUCCAAUCUCGAAAUAUUGUUGAUAUAAUUUCCACAAGAAGCCUUCCCUGUGGAGUUACAGAAUUAGUCCUGUCAAAACCUGCAAGCCUAAGCUACAAUGCCCUUAGCUGUGUUUUCCUUCAGCUUCGAGAAUUAUCUUUCCUGCAAUGGCACCCGUUCAGUGUAUCAUCUAGUCCUCUAGAUGGAACAAAUAGUGUAUCUGUUCUCAUAAAGGCUCUCGGAGUUUGGACAUUUGGACUCAAAGAUACUGUUGAGGCAAGGAAAGCACAAGAGAACCUAAAUUUGCAGCAUGUUAAUAAGCUUAGAGUUUCCCUUGAAGGGCCUUAUGGGCAUGAAUUGCCAUGUCACUUAACGUAUGAAAAUCUUGUUUUAGUAGCAGGUGGAAUUGGGAUUUCCCCAUUCAUUGCUAUCUUGAGCGAUGUUAUACAUCGCAUUAAUGAAGGGAAACCAUGUCUUCCAAGAAAAAUUCUUUUAGUUUGGGCUGUGAAAAGAUCAGAAGAACUUUCUCUUCUUUCCACCAUUAACAUGGCGUCCAUUUCUCAAUUUCCUUUGGAUGAGCUACAUCUAGAGACGCUUUUUUAUGUCACUCGAGAGCAAGAAUCAGAAGUGGAAAAUGGUCUGUUCCUCAAAGCCGGGAGAUCAUCUGUCUCUUCUUUCUCCAGUGGAAAUGUCAUCUCUGGUCUAGCAAGUUCAGGAAAUAAAAUCUGGUUUGGAGCAUACGUGAUAUCUUCAUCAGUUGGCUUGGUAACAUCAAUGAUUUUAUUGAAUAUCUUCUAUAUAACUCCUUUUGGCAUAACUAAUUGGUGGUAUCAAGGGCUCCUACUUUUAGCAUGCAUGGAGGGAAGUGUUGUAAUCUUUGGUGGUGCUGUGAUUGGUUUAUGGCACAUCUGGGAGAAGAGUAAAUCAGUGAAGGAGAGAUCUGAAAACAGAAAGCCAAAGAUCGAUGAGGAACAGAACAAGGAUUCAUUUUUGGAAAAUCUUGCCAGUUCAACUACUAUCAAAUAUGGUUCAAGACCAGACUUCAAAGAAAUUUUUGGAUCUAUAUCUAAGCUGUGGGGUUACCUUGAUGUGGGAGUGAUUGUGUGCGGUCCUCCAACUCUUCAGUCAAGUGUUGCUAGAGAAUGCAGGUCACUUAACAUGUGGAGAAAAUCCAGUGAUCCGAUUUUCCAUUUCAACAGCCAUAGUUUCAGUCUUUAGUUUCCACUUCCAAUCUGUUAUAAACUAAACAAUUGGUAGUUUCAGUCUGUAAUUUCAGCCAUUUGUCCAGAUGAAAACAAAACAAAUGGUAUAUUUACAAAAAUCCAGCAUCCUUAGGAAUUUAUUGCACUUAAAUUAGUAAUGACUCAUGAUGCUGUAAUUAUGACAGAGAAGCAUAAUUUGAAUAACUUCAUUCAGUUAUUAACAUUAUUUUUGUA